Messenger RNA from Cydia amplana, 7254 nucleotides. RefSeq lists its product as uncharacterized. The record is from RefSeq and is a predicted model, not a curated record. Gene Ontology annotation, molecular function: protein kinase activity; ATP binding. Gene Ontology annotation, biological process: MAPK cascade; protein phosphorylation. The transcript is spliced from 43 exons. NCBI's taxonomy places the organism in Eukaryota, Metazoa, Arthropoda, Insecta, Lepidoptera, Tortricidae. The coding region runs from base 116 to 7198 and encodes 2360 amino acids.
ACAAUAGUGGCUUCUGACAACGUUCCCAAGCUACACAAUUUCUCUUAACGUGCGUUCUGUGUGUGAAAAUUGGAGUCAUGUUAUAGUGUCGUGAUUAAAAGUUUAGGGAAAAAACAUGGAUUUGUCUCUAGAUAAGGAUUGGAAGAAAAAACUUGGAUUCCAAAUUAACUUCAAAUCGGAUUCCGAAGAAGACCCUGACGUAGCAGAGGUCGUGAUGCGUCGCCCGCCGCCGUCGCGUCGCUCCACCGAUUACUUACUCGAUGACGUCGGCGACGGAGCAGAAGCUGACCUACUAAGCAGCACACCACCUAGAGCGCUUAUCCGGAAAAAAGAGAAGGCUAGAAGACCCCAACCUCGCUUCGCUCAGUCCGAAUACUUACUCGACGUUCUCGGCAACGGAGCGGCAGCUGGCCUACUUAGCAGCACACCGCCGAGAGCGCUUAUCAGGAAAAAGGAGAAGGCUAGAAGAUGGUGUGUUUUUGGCAGGGAGAACAUUGACGAGGCGAGGUUCCAGAAGAUGAUGCGCGACAGAAGAAACACAACCGUCUACGUGUCUUCCAACGAUUCUCCUGUCAUACCAGAGCGUUUAAAAAAGCGAUGGAGCUUAAAACGGUCAACCGACAGAGACUGGAAGAACGAGAUGGGACUACGAGGAGAACCCAAAGCAGACUCGCUGCCUCUUACCGAAACACCAGCCGUGCCUACUCUGGUGGAAUCCUGCAGCCGCUUCAUGUCCCUAACCUCGCGCCUCAAAUGUCGCGCCUCGCACGCCGAGCGAGACAACGAGCGAGAGGCGCCUCAAGAACAGCUGCCAGAGUCCCGGGUCAACUUCCACCGUACCUUCAGCAUGCUUAUCAAUAUGGGGAAUGUUGACAAGGGCUGUAGAAGAACGAUAAGCCGAGAAGAGCAAGUGUGGCAGAACGAGCUAAAAGACCUGAUAUGGCUGGAGCUGCAAGCCAAGAUAGCCGGCCGCUCGCUAGCGCAGCAAGAUCUCUUCCUAUGUUCUCAGAGAAACGUUAUACCUACGCUGAUUAACAAUAUUAUUGAUUAUAAGUUUAUAAAUCCAAAUCCUUGCAAAGGCCGUUCGAAGCGGCUCUGUGCGGCCAACGGGUCCCGCGAAGAUCUCACCAACGAAUACCCUGAUGACGAGACAGAUGAAGACAAGCUCGGCUGUCUCUCGUUCGACUGUCGCCUCUGCUCGUCAGCCAUCGGCGCGGCCAUGACGGAAGUUAGAACCUUGCUGGAGUCCUUCCACCGCGCCGGCGCCCUGUACCCCUCCACGCAGGCCAUGACCGCCGACCACAAGCUGCUGGCGACCAGUCUGUUCCAGAACAGGAUCAAGGUAUUUAGAAGACUCUCCUUCGACUGUCGCCUCUGCUCGUCAGCCAUCGGCGCGGCCAUGACGGAAGUUAGAACCUUGCUGGAGUCCUUCCACCGCGCCGGCGCCCUGUACCCCUCCACGCAGGCCAUGACCGCCGACCACAAGCUGCUGGCGACCAGUCUGUUCCAGAACAGGAUCAAGGUAUUUAGAAGACUCUCCUUCGACUGUCGCCUCUGCUCGUCAGCCAUCGGCGCCGCCAUGACGGAAGUUAGAACCUUGCUGGAGUCCUUCCACCGCGCCGGCGCCCUGUACCCCUCCACGCAGGCCAUGACCGCCGACCACAAGCUGCUGGCGACCAGUCUGUUCCAGAACAGGAUCAAGGUAUUUAGAAGACAAGCUCGGCUGUCUCUCGUUCGACUGUCGCCUGUGCUCGUCCGCCAUCGGCACGGCUAUGACGGAAGAUCAAGGUAUUUAGAAGACAAGCUCGGCUGUCUCUCGUUCGACUGUCGCCUGUGCUCGUCCGCCAUCGGCACGGCUAUGACGGAAGUUAGAACCUUGCUGGAGUCCUUCCACCGCGCCGGCGCCCUGUACCCCUCCACGCAGGCCAUGACCGCCGACCACAAGCUGCUGGCGACCAGUCUGUUCCAGAACAGGAUCAAGGUAUUUAGAAGACAAGUUCGGCUGUCUCUCGUUCGACUGUCGCCUGUGCUCGUCCGCCAUCGAACAGGAUCAAGGUAUUUAGAAGACAAGCUCGGCUGUCUCUCGUUCGACUGUCGCCUCUGCUCGUCCGCCAUCGGCGCCGCCAUGACGGAAGUUAGAACCUUGCUGGAGUCCUUCCACCGCGCCGGCGCCCUGUACCCCUCCACGCAGGCCAUGACCGCCGACCACAAGCUGCUGGCGACCAGUCUGUUCCAGAACAGGAUCAAGGUAUUUAGAAGACAAGCUCGGCUGUCUCUCGUUCGACUGUCGCCUGUGCUCGUCCGCCAUCGAACAGGAUCAAGGUAUUUAGAAGACAAGCUCGGCUGUCUCUCGUUCGACUGUCGCCUGUGCUCGUCCGCCAUCGGCGCGGCCAUGACGGAAGUUAGAACCUUGCUGGAGUCCUUCCACGGCGCCGGCGCCCUGUACCCCUCCACGCAGGCCAUGACUGCCGACCACAAGCUGCUGGCGACCAGUCUGUUCCAGAACAGGAUCAAGGUAUUUAGAAGACUCUCCUUCGACUGUCGCCUGUGGUCGUCCGCCAUCGGCCCCGCCAUGACGGAAGUUAGAACCUUGCUGGAGUCCUUCCACCGCGCCGGCGCCCUGUACCCCUCCACGCAGGCCAUGACCGCCGACCACAAGCUGCUGGCGACCAGUCUGUUCCAGAACAGGAUCAAGGUAUUUAGAAGACUCUCCUUCGACUGUCGCCUCUGCUCGUCAGCCAUCGGCGCCGCCAUGACGGAAGUUAGAACCUUGCUGGAGUCCUUCCACCGCGCCGGCGCCCUUUACCCCUCCACGCAGGCCAUGACCGCCGACCACAAGCUGCUGGCGACCAACAAGCUCGGCUGCCUCUCGUUCGACUGUCGCCUCUGCUCGUCCGCCAUCGGCGCCGCCAUGACGGAAGUUAGAACCUUGCUGGAGUCCUUCCACCGCGCCGGCGCCCUUUACCCCUCCACGCAGGCCAUGACCGCCGACCACAAGCUGCUGGCGACCAGUCUGUUCCAGAACAGGAUCAAGGCGCUAUGUUUGUGGUACAACAUGGCUAUGCACAUGCGACUGAAGAUUCUGUCAGUCCGUCGUCUUUUGGCCACCGUCGGCGCCAAGGGCCGGCCUACUAUGCCCGAGUAUCCUUGCGUCGAACCUAGCAUAGAGGGAAUCCGCAAAGAUCGCGACGCAGAUCAAUGCAGCCAGCGCCAAGUGCGGUUCAACUGCGACAACCCUACGAGCUCCACCAAUAGCGACGAGAGUUGCCCCACGGAGAACCAAUCAGAGGCCGAGAAAGAACCGCUCGGCCAAUCAGAGAGCGGUGCGGAGGAGUCAGGGGUGGCGCAAAGUGAUGGAGAGAAAAAUAAAGAUGAGACUGAUUGUGUUAUUAGGACAGAUGAAACCGGCCAAACUACACCCGAGAUCAUAAUCUCCGACGCAAAAUACAGCACCAACGACACCAGCACGUCAAGCGAGAGCGGCUACAUGUCAGAAAGAGAAAGAUGGUUUAACACCAGUUCAUCCGAGUCUGUGUUCAAUGUUGGAUCGUUGGCUGAUCUGACAAGGCUGAGGCUGCUGGAGAAAUGCGACGUUUCCCCUUAUAGAGAGUAUCACUAUGAGAUCCUGAAGAUCCAGGGGGUACGUCGAUCGAUGAUGUUCAUACACAAGCUGCGCACCAAGUUGCUCAACAAGGUCUACCUCACGUUCCUUCAGCCUGAGAGUACGUUGGACGAAUCCAGUAGAGAAGAGGAUCUGACGGACGCGUCAGACGAGAAAGACGACAAGACUCAAAGGGCUAGGGCAGGAGAAGACGAACAUGAGUUGAGAAGAUUCGGCUGCUGGUCCGAAGAAACCCUUUCAAUGGGGUUACCCUCGUACCGCAACCACUUCCUGUUGCUCAGCAGCAUCUGCAUGGAGGCUGUGCACGACUACCUCACCCUGCGGCUCGAAGGCCGCCCGGAGCAUCCCUCUUGUCUCACUAUCAAGCAGCUAAUCCACGAACUGAAAGAGGGCCUGGACAUCGCGACGACAAUGCGGCAAGCGUUCGUGGGUAACAUAGAAGUGGCGUUGCGCGGCUGCCGCGCUGGUCACGCCGCGAGACAGGACCUGUUACUCAUCAUCAAGACCUUCGACGCCAGCGUGGAAGACGUUUUCAAGCAAUACCUAUCCUACUUAAGUGCCAUGUCGGAAGUCGAGCACAUGCCCCGCUCGUGUCUAGAGGCCGAAUGGAGCUUCGUGGCCCGAGUGGCCGAGCGCGGUUCGUGGGUCAAAGACCUCGCCCCUGUCGCCUUCACUGACAUCGCGUGUAACCAGCUGAAUAGGGUAAUGAAACAGUUCGAGGCCAAGUUAAUACAGGUCCACAAAGUGGAUAAGAACUCAACGGAUCCUAACAGAUAUGUGUUCUACACACUGUGUAGAGAAGCGCAGAGCGUGUUCGCUCAGGAGCGCGAGGCAGCCCUGCAGGCCGCGGCAUUCGCGCGCGCGCUCGCCUCGCACCACGCGCGCGCCAGUCUGGACGCGACGCGAACCAGGCGGAGAAUAUACGAAAGUCUAUUCCUAUUACGAGAGUGCAUCGUCCGACACACCAUGGAGAUCCUCGAGCGAGCCAGCAAGACCCCUUCUGAAGAAUAUCUCCACGAGGUCACAGAUGGUGUCGUGGCUAGGGUCAGGGACCUUCUGUUGCAGAUAUACAGGCUUGGCUUCGAGGUAAGAACCUUUCUCUCUUACGCAGUAUGUAAUAGAAAGAGUAAGGAAGAAUCCUCCCGAAAAAAAGCCAACAAGACCCCUUCUGAAGAAUAUCUCCAUGAGGUCACAGAUGGUGUCGUGGCUGGGGUCGGAGACCUUCUGCUGCAGAUAUACAGGCUUGGCUUCGAGUAUGUAAUAGAAAGAGUAAGGAAGAAUCCUCCCGAAGAAUAUCUCCAUGGGGUCACAUAUGGUGUCGUGGCGAGGGUCAGAGACCUUCUGCUGCAGAUAUACAGACUUGGCUUCGAGCCAGAAAAGGCCAGCAAGGCCCCUUCUGAAGAAUAUCUCCAUGAGGUCACAGAUGGUGUCGUGGCUAGGGUCAGGGACCUUCUGCUGCAGAUAUACAGGCUUGGCUUCGAGUAUGUAAUAGAAAGAGUAAGGAAGAAUCCUCCCGAAGAAUAUCUCCAUGAGGUCACAUAUGGUGUCGUGGCGAGGGUCAGAGACCUUCUGCUGCAGAUAUACAGACUUGGCUUCGAGCCAGAAAAGGCCAGCAAGGCCCCUUCUGAAGAAUAUCUCCAUGAGGUCACAGAUGGUGUCGUGGCUAGGGUCAGGGACCUUCUGCUGCAGAUAUACAGGCUUGGCUUCGAGCCAGAAAAAGCCAACAAGACCCCUUCUGAAGAAUAUCUCCAUGAGGUCACAGAUGGUGUCGUGGCUAGGGUCGGAGACCUUCUGCUGCAGAUAUACAGGCUUGGCUUCGAGCUGCACCGCGAAUGCUACAAGUUCGUCCACGGCAACAGGCCCGCGCCGCGCCGGCAGCGCCCCGCCUCGCUGCAGCCGCCGCGCACGACACUAGUGCGGCCAAGACGGCCGGAGACUAUGCUUGUGCAUGAGUCCGUCAAUCCGAUGAUACACAAGGAGCUACACCGCUUCGUGAACGAGCGGUUCGGCCCCACGUGCCGUCGGCCUCGCGCGCCGCGCUGGCUACUGCGCUCCGAGUCCGUCACCGAGGACGAACCAGACGGGACCUUCGCUGAGAUAGACUAUCCUGAGAUCAAGACGCAAGUGUCAAUAGAGGAGCUCCUGGGCUCCUCUCCCCCGCCCCCGCCGCCCCGCGCGGACGAGGCGCCGCACACAGACGAGGAAGCCUGGAGCGCGGCCGUCGCUCGCGCUAUAGUGUGCUUUGCGCGCUGCUGGAUGCGAUUCGUUUUAGAGCGAUGCGAGCGCGGACGCGGCCGGAGGCCUAGAUGGGCGAGUCAGGGGCUAGAGUUUCUAAUGCUGGCGUGCGAUCCGUACAACACGAGGCAUCUCAGCGAUGAAGAAUUCGAGGAGCUGAAACACCUAAUGGACGGUUGCAUUUCGCACGUGAUUGGGUCGCGCGGCACGACUAAAGGGCCGGAGUCCGAGCCGUCACCGCGGCCCCGACAUCGGUUGCAUAGUCCCUUGCCAAGUCAGUCGGGUGCCUCCAAAGAAAGCUUGACGCCUUCUACGCCGCCGGGCGAGCCCGAGGCGGCACCGAACUUCAACGUACCUGACCCACAUGCACGCACGCGAAGCGUCAUGGAAGCGAUAAAAAAGCUAGACAUGUCGCGCGACGCGGCUUUACGCUCGAUGAAAGCUGUGGGUCGUGUCGCCGAACCGGCCGUGACACACGACUAUGAGCCUCGAGUACGACAGGUCACCUUCAAAUGGCAGCGCGGUUUGAAGAUCGGCGCUGGGACUUUUGGAAAGGUGUACACCGUAGUCAACACGGAAACGGGUCAACUUCUGGCUAUGAAGGAAGUCAGUAUCGCCGCGGGCGACCGUCGGGCGAUGCAACGGGCGGCCAACGAACUUAGAGUACUCGAGGGGGCUCAGCAUCCCCAUCUAGUGCGGUACUACGGAAUAGAGGUUCACAGAGAGGAAAUGCUGAUCUUCAUGGAACUAUGCGUGGAAGGUUCUCUUGAAACCCUGAUCGCUACAUCUGGUGCGUUACCAGAACAAACAGUACGGCGAUAUACAGCGCAACUACUCAGUGCAGUCUCAGAGCUACAUGCGAGGAACAUAGCGCAUAGGGAUAUUAAGAGUGGCAACAUAUUUCUGAUGAACGAAGGCCACUGCCUGAAGUUGGGUGACUUCGGGUGCGCCGUCAAGAUCCGCGCCACCACCACCGCUGCGGGGGAGCUUCAGGGAUAUGUCGGCACGCAAGCGUACAUGGCGCCCGAGGUAUUCAUGAAGUCUGACGGUCAUGGGCGCGCUACAGACAUCUGGUCGCUCGGUUGCGUCGUCACAGAAAUGGCUUCUGGCAAGCGACCGUUCCCCGAAUACGACAGCAACUACCAAAUAAUGUUCGUAGUCGGGAUGGGCGGCCGGCCGCACAUACCCGAGUCGCUCUCUGAAGAAGGACAACAGUUCUGCUUGCUCUGUCUCACACACGACCCGGACAAGAGGCCGAAGGCCGAGGCCCUCAAGUUACACCACUUUCUCAUGGUGAAAAACGACGAAUGCUAUGAAUGCCAGCCCGGAAAGUUCCUAUAAACUGCGAUUACGACCUUCUAUCAAAAACUACCAUCACAUUCAUAAGUAUAAGGCCU